Molecule: messenger RNA, 643 nt
Organism: Triticum aestivum (bread wheat)
Lineage: Eukaryota; Viridiplantae; Streptophyta; Magnoliopsida; Poales; Poaceae
Product: DNA-directed RNA polymerase I subunit RPA12
Biological process (GO): DNA-templated transcription; termination of RNA polymerase I transcription
Cellular component (GO): RNA polymerase I complex
Molecular function (GO): nucleic acid binding; zinc ion binding
Source: RefSeq, a predicted model, not a curated record
GAUAUUAGAAGAGAGCUAAAGAUAAAAGCGUUAGUGGUUCUUGAAUCGGCGCCAAAUAUGGACAUAGUCGUGCAAAGAUCCCUGACAGAGCGAGCCUGUCCAGAAUGCAACCAUCAUGAACUCGAAUAUUACACGAAGCAGCUUCGGUCGGCGGAUGAGGGGCAGACUAUCUUCUACGAGUGCCCGGAGUGCGGCCACGCGUUCAAUGAGAACAGCUAAGAAAAAGGUUUCCUACUAUCAGGGUAUGGAUAUGGGUGGAAGAAACUGCUCCUGCCAUUGGUUGACAAUCGAUGUUCAACAAAAUUUCUCCUGCCAUGCGUUGACCAUUGAUAGAUUCCCUGCAGCGGCCAAAUCCUGGUGCCGCUCGUGAACUUCGCCUCCAUCAGCUCCACUUCGCCGGAGCAAUUAGUCCAGAGGAGGAGGUGUAGCCGGUCCACCUGAUCUCCGACGUGUUAUUCUAACUCCAAAUAAAUUCUUUUUGAGUUCUAUUCUUAGUCACAUGUACACAUGCAGGUUCUAAACUUCUUGUCCAGUCAUUCUAGUACUGAUGAAGAUCGAGUUGACUGAAAUAAUAUAGUCGAUUCUUGAGACCCUUACUAGUCUUUCCAUAUAUAGAAGUUGUGCCUGAUAUCCAAACAUAACU